UCUCACGAACACCCAUGCGCCAUGGAUGUUGGUGUUGCGGCCAGCGCUGUAGCAGCUGCGGGCUUGAAGCUCUUGAGUUACAACCGAAGCAACUUCUUCGAAAAUCUGAAACUUCAGCAGAGCCGGAAGUUUCGGCGCCAGCAAAUCAUCGCGGCUCAGGCAAACCUGUUUCGCUCUGAUGUGCAGCAAGUCAUUGGUGCGUCUGUCACCGUACAGGAGCGUUUGACGAUUGUUUCAACGUUGAUGUUAGUGGCUGCGACCUAUUCCUUCGGUGUUGGUCUUCCGCGUGAAAGCGCGGAUUUCCUGGAGGGCUUGGUCUACUUGACCCUCAGCAACAGCUCCCUGUACUUUUUGCUGGCGCUCUUCUCGUGUAUUUCUGCGAGCAUCCUCGCGAGAACCUCACAGAAGGUGCUACUCAACAAUUGCGUCAGACCACCCUUCGAGGAGAUGAUUGCUGCGGUGGAUGAAUCAGAGAGCCAGGAGAGCGCCGAGCACUUUGAACGUCAAGGUGUCUCUGCUUUGCUCAGGAUCCCUGGCAGCCACUUCCUGGAGGAGCGCUUUGGCUCGGAGCUGCUGCGCCUGCGCGCCUGGCGGAGUGGCAAAGUGGAUGCGGCCGAGGAGGUGGGUUCCUUGUCACUGAAUCGUCUUCUGUCCCGGCAGAGGUCCAACAAUGAAGCGAUGAACCGGCUCCAGCUGCUUUGGGAUGACCUGGCGACAUACGCUCCGUACUAUUUGAGCUGGGGCGUUCGAAACUUGCUGUUGGCUUACGCGUUCAGAUCAAUGGGGUUUUACUACCACAGCCGGGACUUUGACGUGUUUCUGCAAACCUCGCUUUGGAUCAUCGUGACGCUGGCGCUGGGGGUGCUGACGAACAUGGUGAUGCCAAGCAGUUGUGUGCAGAGUUUCAUCGAACAUGGCUUGAUCUUGGCGGGGAUUGGCGCGAGCAUCGUGGAUGCCACCAGCAGCACUUUCACAGAAAAGCUCUGGUGGAAGCGAGAGGGGCUGAACCACGAAGUCUCAUCGAUCACUGCUGCCUUCGUGUGUCAGCUCGGCUUGUUGGUGUCUGCACAUGUGCGCUUCUACAUCAAUACCAAAGGUGGCCCCAUGCUGCAGACUUUCCGAGAAAUUGGAAGCAACAUCAGUUUUCGCCAAGAUUUGCAUUAUCAUCAGGAUUUGUCUUCAGGAGCCGACUCAGAUUCCGAAACAUCGGAGUGUGAAAUUUCCGACUUCCUCCAGGGCCACAUCAAGCGCCAGUCCAGACUCCGGGAUGGUGUGAGAACCACGUGCCUCAUUGCAAAUAUCGCUAUGAUCCUCAUUUGGCUCGCUGUGUGCUGUGGUGAGGCCGAAAUCUGGCGUCAACUGCCUCGCGCCGUGAAGGUGACUGAGGAGAUCCUGGAUGAUGUACCGAUCGCCUUCGGCCCUAACAUCACGGACGCUGACGUCACGGACGCUGACGUCAGCCUCACCUUGGCGCCGAAGCGGCUGUUGAGGGAAGGUUCGGCACGGCCUCUCUCCGAUGCGCCUGUCCUGGUGGACCUGACAUCUCCACAUGGGCGCGUAGUGAGCAGAUAUCCAGGUAGCAUCACCAUCAGGGAGGUCUUGGAAUCUCAAGGC
Cladocopium goreaui is the source of this 1614-nucleotide messenger RNA. NCBI's taxonomy places the organism in Eukaryota, Dinophyceae, Suessiales, Symbiodiniaceae. The record is from the annotation of a GenBank genome assembly.